Molecule: messenger RNA, 1906 nt
Organism: Trematosphaeria pertusa
Lineage: Eukaryota; Fungi; Ascomycota; Dothideomycetes; Pleosporales; Trematosphaeriaceae
Product: DNA topoisomerase IV, alpha subunit
Exons: 7
Coding region: 195-1685 (496 amino acids)
Biological process (GO): reciprocal meiotic recombination; meiotic DNA double-strand break processing; meiotic DNA double-strand break formation
Cellular component (GO): nuclear chromosome
Molecular function (GO): DNA binding; ATP binding; DNA topoisomerase type II (double strand cut, ATP-hydrolyzing) activity
Source: RefSeq, a predicted model, not a curated record
AUUUCACACUGACCUCGGGAAUAUUCAUGUAUGGCACUGUCGCUUUCGUCUGACGACGCCCCAGAUGAGCCAAUGCCUUGCUCGAGAAGCGCCUGCCAAAGCCCACUUGAUCUACCUGCGACUUGGUCACUCGGACUAAUUACAUGGAUCGGAGCAGCCCUUGAGCCAAGCUGCCGCAGCGGCAAGCCCUCAAUAUGGAAUUUGAGGAGUUUGAGGACGUGUUGUUUGGCGUUCCAUUGUCGCACGGUUCCUUCGCCGACGCUAGGGACGAUGAAUUCGACGACGAGAUACUGGAGGCCCAAUCCGAUGGCGAGGAUAUUCUGUGGGAUCUGGGGAGCAGUCCGACACUAACUCCUGCACUGACCGCCAACACACCAGACAAGUCGACGGUUGAAAACCUCGGGCGUGCAGCUACCGCUAGCGCUCUGGCGGGUUCGGGAAGGCCUGCUCGAGCGAUCCAGGACAGGGACUGGGUAAUAGCCCGCAUCGAAGAAAUGCUCGAAACGGUGGUCGACGGCCUUCUGGAUGAUGCUCAUCCCGUCUGUAUCACCUUGACGUCGCGAUCAGGCCUCACUCGCCGUCGCCCGAACCCCUCCGAAGCCAACGAGGCGAUUCCAUCACCAAGAGUCCAGCAGAUCAGCUUCCCUGGGUCCAAUGCUCAAGAGGCGUGGAGAUUCACUGUGCUCGUACGCAUCCUGGAGCUUGUUCAUAGUUGCCUUGUUGACAAUGCGGUCAUGACCAAGCGGGACAUGUACUAUCGUCAUCCGGAUCUCUUCAUGAAGCAGUCCGUUGUUGACCGCUAUGUCGAUGACUUGGCCUGUACCCUUAGGGUAUCGAGGUCGCAGCUGAACGUAACGGCCGCAGCAAAGGGCCUCGUUGCCGGUAACUUUCUCAUACGGCGAGAGAACGGCACUGUAGCCCACGGGCUGAGCGAGGACGAGGGUAUACUAAUACCUAAAGUUCACGACAGUGACGAGCUGGAUCUGUCGUUGAUCCGGUGGAUCCUCGUGAUGGAGAAAGAGGCAGGUAGCCGCAUAGCUCGUCUUGCGUCACUGACCUCUUCAAAGGCCACUUUCCGUUCCCUGCUCAGUUCAAGCCGCUGGAGAGAGCUCGGUUCCCAUGGUCUGGUACUCACGGCCAAAGGCUAUCCCGAUCUAGCUUCGAGAAAACUCCUCCGCCAGCUUGCCGACGAGAUACCCCACAUCCCAAUGUAUGCCUUUGUCGAUUUCGAUCCAGACGGCAUCGCGAUCAUGUCGACGUACAAACACGGAUCAUACAGGCUCGCCCACGAGGAUGUUACAUCCAAGGAUACACCCGGCUUGCACUUGCCCGAUCUUCAGUGGCUCGGUGUCCAGAGUCACCACAUCAGUCAAAGCCCGGUAACCGAGAGUGACACAGAAACGGGUCCAGCUGGCGAUCCGCAAGGCCUCAUGAGAUUAACGGCCAGGGAUCGAAAGAAAGCACAUCGAAUGCUGGAGUGGGACAUGUGCGCCGAAGAUGGACCGGAGCCAGUGUGGAGGGAGGAGCUGCAGCGGAUGCUUAUGCUCAAUAUCAAAGCGGAGAUGCAGAUACUGGACGAGCUACCCGGUGGCCUGGUGGCAUGGUUGAGCAGCAAGCUGGACGUGUUGCAAGGGUCGAGAUCACCCGUCUUGAGCAUCUGCUCAGACAACGAGUUGCUUUUUUGACGGGUGUAUAGAGAGCAGGCUUGCACACGCAUGCAUAUUUCGCAUCUGAAUAUGAGACUAUUGCACACCAUCUCGAGCGGAGCGACUGUUCCGUGGCACAGCUCCUCUUUUGAUGCUCUUGCGCACAGGCGCAGUGCCGCCGGAGACGAUUAGCUGGCCACGCAUAUAGCUCCGCAUUGGAAGCGAGAUCGGCGUGCGACUCGAGCCCAAGGUGUCAAAGG